AUGUCUAACAAAAUACCACUAAAACACGCUACAAAAGAUGAGACCCAAAGCUCGGGUGGUAGUGGCAGAAAAACAUCUUCGUUGAGGCCACCGGAACAAACCGUCAAGUGCCCAAGAUGCGAUUCAACAAAUACCAAGUUUUGCUAUUUCAACAACUAUAACCUUACGCAGCCCAGGCACUUUUGCAAGACAUGUAGAAGGUACUGGACCAAAGGUGGAGCCUUACGCAACAUCCCAAUAGGAGGAGGAUGCCGGAAAAACAAGAAAACGUCAAAGACUUCCACUUCAAAGUUUACCAUCGGAGAUUCAUCAUCGGAUAAUGGAGUGUUGAAGUUGUUGGAUCGUCAUUCACCACCACUCAUGGAUUUUCAACUUGGAGGGAUAAACUUCCCUCCUAGGAUUAACCAAUUCUCUUCCUCAUAUGGAGACACAUCAUGUAAUCUACCUUUCAUGAACCUCGAUCCUUUAGGGGUUAAUUUCGGUUUGUCAACUAAUGUAACAAAGCAAGGAGAUCAUCAUCACAAUCAAAGUGGAGGAGCGAUAGGAAAUUUUCAAGAAAUGGGUUUUACAUACACGAAUCUUCAUCAGAAUACCAAUCUUGCUUCUUCUAUAGAGUCUUUAAGUUCUUUAAACCAAGAUUUGCAUUGGAAGUUACAGCAACAGCGGUUGGCUAUGCUGUUCGGUGGUGAUGCUGGAGAAGAACAUGGUCAUCAGCAAAAAGAAACCGGCUUACAACCGAUCUUGUUUCAGAAUCUUGAAAUUUCAAAACCGAUAGCAUCCUCCAUGGGCGGUGAAUCAAGAAAAGUUGGUAGCAGCAGUGGCGACGGUGGCGUUGGUGGUAUGGCCACUGAGUGGUUCUUUGGCAACAGUUAUGCAUCGGGGAACGUGAAUCCAGCUUCCACAGAAAAUGAUCAAAAUGGAGACAUCAACACCUGGAAUAGGAUUCAAGCUUGGAAUCACAUGAAUCAGUACGCGGCACUUCCAUAA
Lactuca saligna is the source of this 987-nucleotide messenger RNA. The record is from the annotation of a GenBank genome assembly. Lineage: Eukaryota; Viridiplantae; Streptophyta; Magnoliopsida; Asterales; Asteraceae.